Messenger RNA from Triplophysa dalaica, 1049 nucleotides. RefSeq names its product transmembrane protein 119-like. Gene Ontology annotation, cellular component: plasma membrane. The record is from RefSeq and is a predicted model, not a curated record. The transcript is spliced from 2 exons. NCBI's taxonomy places the organism in Eukaryota, Metazoa, Chordata, Actinopteri, Cypriniformes, Nemacheilidae. Gene Ontology annotation, biological process: positive regulation of bone mineralization; positive regulation of osteoblast proliferation; positive regulation of osteoblast differentiation. Bases 131 to 811 code for a protein of 226 amino acids.
CAGAAACUGCCAGACACUUUUCAGGACAACACGGGCAACUAUUUUACAGUAGCUAUUUUUGACUUUUAUUAUAAUUUAUCAAAUUACUUCACAGAGCAGAAGCAACAAUACAGCUGUCUUUAAAGAAAGUAUGUCACUCUCCAACUCUCUGCGAUAUCUCUGUGUGCUCACGAUUGCUCUUUGGUGCAGCACUUGCUUCUCUGAAGCCAUCCCGUUCAACGCAUCCAUGGAGGGCAGCGGAGACGAACCCGAACUCAUCUUCCCCAUCCCUCGAACCACACACAUCCCCCCAUCCCCCUCCCCUGCUCCAAACAUUACCGCCACCUUCAUCCGCAUCAAAGACUUCAUCUUCAACGACUUGGUGGACUUCCUGAAAGAAAACAUGCUCCUCAUCAUCGUCGUGACUUGUCUCUUAGUAGUUAUUAUCUUCAUCGUCUGCUGUGCCUCAGCAAUGAGCCACAAACGCAAGCUGGAGGCCUAUUAUCCACCGAAGACCUACACACCCAGGAAAUACAUAAAUCAACCAAAUAAAGCCAUGGAGAAGCCACAGCAGACUAAGCCCCAUCACCAGGAUGGCCAGACGACUAGCGGCAAGCCCCUACGAGAACCCACUAAAGCAUUAGUGGGGGAAAAGGAAGGGAAAGACCCACGGCCCAAGCCAAAGGAAGUCCAGCAGGUGGUGGAUGUUGAAGAGGUGGAGAUGCAGAAAGAUGAACCAAAGAACCCUCCACCGAGCACCUCAAAUGGCACCUCCAGUCAGCCUCUGGUCUGUACUUGUCACCUAAGAAAUGCCAAUCCUUCCAUAGCAUGAGAGUUUUUCACCUAUAACUAGAAACAACAUUGAUUCAAAACUUUUUCAGCUGUUCGGUAAAUGAAUCUUAAAUGAAUCAAAAUUAAUACCCUGUUUUGUUUGUUUGGCAACCUUUAUUAUUUGUGUGUUUGUGGCAAAGUCAUUUCUUAUGUCUUUAAAUAUACAUUUUCAUUAAAAGAACAAAUAAAUUGCUAAUUGACAACAUUAAUAUAUAUUUAAAAUAAGCUUGAAGACCUGA